Molecule: messenger RNA, 744 nt
Organism: Ostrinia nubilalis (European corn borer)
Lineage: Eukaryota; Metazoa; Arthropoda; Insecta; Lepidoptera; Crambidae
Exons: 2
Coding region: 1-744 (247 amino acids)
Source: RefSeq, a predicted model, not a curated record
AUGGGCAACGACGAAAUUUUAAAAGUGAGCGUACGAGUUCCGCCCUUCUGGCCUGAGGAGCCUGCUUUGUGGUUCGCGCAGGUUGAAUCACAGUUUGUCCUGUCGGGAAUAACUAAGGACGAGACCAAGUUUUACUACUUGGUUGCGCAGUUAGACCACCAAUAUGCCAUCGAGGUGAAGGACAUCAUCACCAACCCGCCUCCUACGGAAAAAUACGAAAAGCUGAAGUCUGAACUAAUUAAACGACUUUCAGCUUCUCAGGAAAAGCGGAUUAAGCAGCUGCUGAUGCACGAAGAGCUAGGCGAUAGGAAGCCGUCUCAGUUCCUACGUCACCGGGUUUGCAGGCUGCCACAGAAUAUCCAGACGGUCAUCGCCUCUCAAAUGGACCUCGAUAAGGACAAACUGGGUGAGUUAGCUGACAAAGUAUACGAGAUCGCACCGUCAACUCCGCAAGUCGCCAGUACUUCCUCUGCUGCAGUACCCUACGGAGAUAUGGCACACCAGAUCGCAGAGUUGACCAGGCAAGUGGCUAUGCUGACCAGCAGACUUGAAGAUUCCGACAAUAGAUCACGUUCGAGAUAUCAGAACAAUCGUUACAAUCGCUCACGCAGCCGCUCCAGAUCAAAGCAACCACCACCUGACCAUCCACACUGCUUCUACCACUUCACAUACGGUACUAAGGCGAAGAAAUGUAAGCAGCCUUGCAGCUUCCCCUCGGAAAACUCCAAGGGCGGUCGGAAGUAG